AUGAUAUAUACUGAAGAGUUGGAGAAAGAAGAAGAUAAAGAUAUGGUUAUGUUACAUUUAGUCAGAAGAAACAACAAGAGCUUUUAUGACUUAGCUAAAAUAUAUAAAUCUGACAGAAACUGGUUCUAUCGUGAAAACUUACCGAUUUCAAUGACACCGAAUGAGCAAAUAAAGGAAAUUGUCAAAAAUACUCUUCCUCAAACACACUAUGACAUCAAAGGUUGCACAAUACUUACAUUCAAAGAAGACUUAACAUUACUGAAGGAAAAAAUAACAGAAUAUUUCGAUAACUUCAAAGAGGAAGAAUAA
Messenger RNA from Trichomonas vaginalis G3, 309 nucleotides. RefSeq lists its product as uncharacterized. Bases 1 to 309 code for a protein of 102 amino acids. The transcript has a single exon. The record is from RefSeq and is a predicted model, not a curated record. Lineage: Eukaryota; Parabasalia; Trichomonadida; Trichomonadidae.